AUGACAUUGGAGGAAGUUAUUCUUGUUGCUGUUCAAUUAUUUCCUCUGCAUGGGUUGAAAACUCAAAGUCUACAAAUUUUAAACGGUAAGGUAGUAUAUGUUGUUGUCGUAAAUCUUAUAAUUGAAAUUGUGCAAGUAAUUCCUGUUGUAGAUCCUGUUGUAGAUCCCGUUCUAGAUCCUGUUAAAGUUGUUGUAUCUUUUGUAGAUGCUACUGAAGAAGACGGUAUUGUAGUGCUACUUGUUGUCGAUAAAGGUGGUUGA
Messenger RNA from Enterobius vermicularis (human pinworm), 261 nucleotides. NCBI's taxonomy places the organism in Eukaryota, Metazoa, Nematoda, Chromadorea, Rhabditida, Oxyuridae. The record is from the annotation of a GenBank genome assembly.